This is a messenger RNA of Pygocentrus nattereri (red-bellied piranha), 1704 nucleotides long. RefSeq lists its product as uncharacterized. Lineage: Eukaryota; Metazoa; Chordata; Actinopteri; Characiformes; Serrasalmidae. The transcript has 4 exons. The coding region runs from base 455 to 1501 and encodes 348 amino acids. The record is from RefSeq and is a predicted model, not a curated record. Gene Ontology annotation, cellular component: nucleus.
GUGGAGUUUGUGAAGUGGCUCUAAAGUGCGUUGUUUUUUUAUUUGGCGCGCACGCGAACGUGUGUUCGUAGCUACGGUGCGUUUCGUAGCGUUAGCUAGGCAGAAGUUGGCUUCCUAUUCGCCAGCGUCUAAUUCGAACUCUCCGUUCCACCUUAAAUGGCGCGGUCGUUCCACUCUGGCGUCUCAGCGACUGGAUGCAGCUGCCAUUCGAUUUAAGGUGGACCGGAGAGUUCGAAUAAGACGCGGGCGAAUAGCUAUUGUUACAAUUACAGCGCGUCCAAGACCAAAACACAGGGCUUGUUCGGGGCCGUUUCGCUUUGUAGGCGAAUCCUGGUGGUUUUUAUUCUCUCACUGAACGUCCAGCAGGAUCGGGCGGCUGGUUUAAAGCCGCUGUUCUCCGCCGAGGUGUCUGACGGUCGCUCUGUGGGAGAUCCGGCGUGCCGGCAGAGUCAGAAUGUCUUCGUCUUCUCUGUAUCUCAGCCAGGAAAACCUGGUCCGCUACAAGAAACGGAAAGCCAACUUCACCUUCAGCGAAGUGCACAUUCUGCUGGAUGAAGUGCGGAAGAACCGGCACAUUGUCGUAGGCAAGUUCAACUCUGGGGUCCCAUCUGAAGUGAAGAGGAGGAAGUGGGCGGAGAUCACAGAACGUGUGAAUGAGAUCGGCGAGUGCGACCGGGAGGUCGGCGAGAUCAUCAAGAAGUGGUCGGACCUAAAAUGCGACACCAAACGCAAAAUAGCCGCGCUGCACUCCGGUAGCAUCCCGCACUCUGCGCUCGCCCAGGCCGAGCUGUCCCCGACGGAGUGUAUCGUAGAGUCUAUCCUGGAACUGGACAAGAAGCCGUGGGAGGCGGCGCUACCAUCGCGUUCUCGCAGCCGCAGUACCGACCAGGACGGAGGCGGCAUAGACGAUGAUGACGACGGCGGGUUUUUGGGAAUGAGCUCUGUUCACAGUUCUCCCGGUCUGGGGGUCGAGACGAGGACGAUGCCCCCUCCAGUAGGGGGCGCAACCGGUGCCGUUGAGGCGCAGCAUGACGCUCUAAACGCUGCAGAUCCAGACUCCCGCUUGAUGGACUCCGACGAUGAUCACCAUGAUGUCUUGCCUUCUUCUUCGCUGUCGUCUGUAAAUAACUCGUACGCAGAAGACGACGGGACCCUCACGGGCACCAACAUAGCGCACGUCUCCUCCUCCACUAACCACGCCCCCAGUCAACAAGGCCUGUCCACCAUGGCAGCAGAGUCAGACAGCGCUCGCGAGCAGUUGGCGCAGAACGCCAGCCUGAGUGUGCAGGAGCAGCACACCACCAACGCUCUGCUGGCCACCGUGUCCCGCUCGCUGGAGCUGCUGGCCGAGUCGGUGCAGCAGCUGGCUGAGACGCAGCAGGAGUUCGUGCGCGAGUCGCUGCAGCUGCAGCGCGAAACGGUGCAGGUGCUGCGGGAGUUUGCCACCGGAGCACUAACGCUGCUGCACGAGAAGGUCAACGGGAAACCGCCGCUGCUGUAAGGUGUGAAUGUGAAAGAGCUUCACAGAGGAGUUUUGUCUUCAGGCUCGGACGCUACGCUGUGCCGACCUCAGAACGGGAGCGAUGCUGCUGCAGUGAAGGAAGGAGGAACUGCGCUGCUGUUGCCAAACAGCUGUUUGUUUAAUGGAGAAGUCAGAUUUUCAUGUAAUCUUACCGUAAAAACAGCAGAUCAGUCAAGACGUGA